AUGGAGGAGAAGACAGCUAACACUACAGAGCUGACGGCACUGCUUGUGGUGGCUCCGUCGGAGGUCACUAGUGCCGCACGCUUCUACCGGCAAGUUUUUGGUGCUACAAUCGUGAACAAUGAUCUAGAGCUGGCUGAGAUAAUGAUAGGUUCAAACCUCCUUAUCAUCACUUGUCCGUCCCGGCCACACCUAUCGGCACCGAUGCUGUGUCUCCGGCUCGGAACAGUUGGCUAA
Messenger RNA from Prunus armeniaca (apricot), 234 nucleotides. Lineage: Eukaryota; Viridiplantae; Streptophyta; Magnoliopsida; Rosales; Rosaceae. The record is from the annotation of a GenBank genome assembly.